CGGGGUGCGAGAGGGAGCAGGAUUUUCAAACAAGGAAACAGAUUCCCGGCUUGCAACGAACCAAGCGAUUCCUUCUUUUCAAAGUUCGCUGCAUUCUGGCCAUCACAGCCGUCACCGGCAAACGAUAUAACAGCAAAUCGCUGGCCCUUGCACGCGUCUCGCCGCGUAAAUAAUUUUAAAGGCAGUGCAGAGACAACCCAACCAGCUCUUUUGAUUCUCGACUUCAACGCCAAAAUCGCACUCAACAUGAAGCAUCUGUCUCAGGACCAAGACAAGAACUCCACAGCGGCCGGCAAUCCGGGUACCGGCCAGGCCGAAGGUUCAAAUCCGGCAUCCCUGAUUAGGGACCUCAAUAUAAUAGGCUCAAUCAAGGAAUCGGCCGACUACCCGACCGAUAACCCGACGGCCACUGCGGAACCCGCCCCGGCCGAGAAUCAAACUCCGACUCGGGUUGGUUCCGCGGACAGGCCUCGGACUCCUUCUCCGAACCCGGCUCCGAGCUUGGAUACGGUGACGCAACCGGACAGGACCAGCACUGAGCUCCCUGCGAACCUCAAGGAGUGCAUCAAGGAGUCAUACGACGCCAUCGCGCCGGUUUACAACCAGUGGACGUUGCUACACCAGGCGCGCCGCAUGCACUACACGACCCGGCUGCUCGACUUUCUCCGAGCCGACCGCAGACACAAAGAUGGGGUUGACUACAGGCGCGGGGAGGAGAAGGAGGAGAACAAGGAGGAGGAAGCGAUGAAGAGGCUGCCAGACUCGGCGGGAGAGGGCCUGGACCUCAUCAACCUGAACCUGAACGGGAUGCGCGCGCUCGAGGUGGGCUGCGGGACCGGGGUGCCGGUCCUCGAGAUCCUCCUUGCUAAGGAAAUGGACACGAUCGGUGUGGACAUAUCGGCAACCCAGAUCGCGCUUGCGCAGGCGCACUUCCCCACCCAGACGGCCACGGGCCAGGCGGUGUGGGAGCAGAAGGACAUGAUGGAUCUCGGCUACCCGCCGGGCGAGUUUGACGUCAUCAUCGGGCUGUACAGCCUGAUCCACCUGCCGCGCGAGGAGCAGACGAUCUUCCUGAACCGCGCGCACCGGUGGCUCAAGGCCGGCGGCAUGCUCAUGAUCAACUUUCCGAGGGAGGAGCUGCAGGGAGACGUGAUGGAGCACUGGCUGGGUCAGGACAAGGGCUGGAUGUUCUGGAGCAGCUGGGGGGAGGAGAAGAUGAUGCAGAUCAUCGAGGACCUGGAAGGGAUGGAGGUACUGCUGAGGGAGGUGACCGAGACCGAUGCCGCAGAUCCGGCCUUUGUGUGGGUGGUUGCGAGAAAGAAUCGGGUGGAGGGCGCAGAGGGGCCGGCGGACGGAACGGCCAGGAGGGAGGGCGCCGCGGAAAGUCCAGGGAGCAAAAUUGAGUAGAGAGCUAGAGAGUGCUAGGGAGUGCUAGGAAGCUAGGCUCAGGACACCAAGGUCUGGAGAGGGCCAGCGGACCGGAACCGGGUAGAGAUCUAGCCGAAUCACAAUGGGAAGAGUCAAUGAGGUCACUUGAGGAGAGGACCGAGGAAAGUACGAGAAAACAAACUGAAAGAAGGAUGCCCCUCGCCCUUCAUUGUCCUAGGCGAGCUGGCAUCUUACGCAAUAAUCGGGCCGCAGCAUGUGCAUGUAUUAUUGUUCCGUUCGUACUUGCCGGCCAUUGGUAGACCGGAAUUCGCACAUUACAUAAACACCCAAUUCCCAAUUCCACUCGUA
Messenger RNA from Thermothelomyces thermophilus ATCC 42464, 1737 nucleotides. RefSeq lists its product as uncharacterized. The record is from RefSeq and is a predicted model, not a curated record. Bases 247 to 1407 code for a protein of 386 amino acids. NCBI's taxonomy places the organism in Eukaryota, Fungi, Ascomycota, Sordariomycetes, Sordariales, Chaetomiaceae. The transcript has a single exon.